AGAAGAAGCGGGAAAGGUAUAAACAAAAAUGGAUGUCAGAAAAGACUCCUGUGAUGAUUUAGACAUUCUCCCUUCGUCCAAUUUGCAAUUGUACGAGUCGCAGUUUUUCGGCUUCACUCCGCAGACAUGCAUGUUGCGGGUCUACAGCGCCUUCUGGGACUGUCUGUGCGACAUCUUGCCGGUCGUGGAGACAGAGUGUGUGCGACAACUGAGGAAAGGCAAGUCGGAAGCAGCGGUGGAGCAGCUCCGGGUGCGAGCUAGGGAGUGUACCCGGAAGCUACAACACUUUUUAUGUCAGCGUUUUAAGCAGAUAUCAGAGGCCAUGGAUGCACUUUUGGUUACUCGCUGUUUGUCUAUUCCGCCCAAUGUCCUGCUGCCGGAGGACCAGCCCCACAGUAAACAUCCCCCGGACACGCAGGAGAUGCUCAGACUGGAGUCGUCCGUGACUGACCUCCACAGGGCCUAUGAGGCGGAGGUGUGCGCCAGACAUGCUUUGCAGGCCGAGCUGGAGGAGCAAGCAGUUGUGCAGAAGCAGCUGGAUGACUUCCUGACAUGGAUCAGAGAGCUCCAGACUGCCUGGCUUAUGGAGGGAAACGGCAGCUUCCAGGAAAGUUUCCAACUGGUGACGGCCUCUGUGAAGAAACUGCAGGAUGCCAUAGUGGAGGUGUGCAACAAGGCCCCUUGAUAAAAUUAUAUUACUUUUUGCAUUCCGCUCUACUCUUAAAUCUGUAUGAUAUGCAAUGCGGGAAAGGUAGAAGCUAAUCAUUGUUUUAAUAUGGUUUGUCCUUAAUAAAUAAAAACUGCCGUAUCCAGAAAACAUGUAAUCAUGGUCACCCCCAGCCGGUUGUUUGUAAAAAUUGCAUCUGGUUCCAGUAGUAACAAGAGUAAGGUGGAUAAGGAAAACCAGAAGGAUAGUGGCAAUAGCAUUGUCAUUCUGUAUGUGUCAGAGGCAUGUACUACAAAGCAGGAUUUCUUAUAUGCAGGACAAGUUUGAGGAUUAACUUUGGAUAUGGAUUUAGCAGGAUAUGUCGCCAAAGUAACUUUGUGGAACUACCCUGGUCGGGAGCCGGCUAUGUUAAGGGAUAAGAGACCAUAGCCAAUAUCAGUGCCAAUUACUGACCGAUACAGUACAUGUAUAAAAGCCCCGUCUACUAACCUGCAGGUUUCAAACUUAAGGCCUGUAGGCCAGAUCUGGCCACAUAAUUUUUCUGUGGUCCACGAAAACCCAUAAAUAAUGUGCAUCAAUAAAGCAUCUCAUCUUUGUUGAUAAAUAUUUGAUCUUUCAAUUUUCCAUCCAUC
Molecule: messenger RNA, 1299 nt
Organism: Nerophis lumbriciformis (worm pipefish)
Lineage: Eukaryota; Metazoa; Chordata; Actinopteri; Syngnathiformes; Syngnathidae
Gene: mis12
Product: MIS12 kinetochore complex component
Biological process (GO): mitotic sister chromatid segregation; mitotic cell cycle; kinetochore assembly
Cellular component (GO): nucleus; chromosome, centromeric region; MIS12/MIND type complex
Source: RefSeq, a predicted model, not a curated record